Messenger RNA from Amoebophrya sp. A25, 5639 nucleotides. NCBI's taxonomy places the organism in Eukaryota, Dinophyceae, Syndiniales, Amoebophryaceae. The record is from the annotation of a GenBank genome assembly.
GACUUUUAGAGGUAGAAUUGUAGGAAGAUAUACAAAGAAAAAGUACUGCUGUAGUUGAAAAACCUCCCGAUCGAUCUUGUGGACAGAUGGCAACGGUGCCAACCAUCGGUAUCGAGGAUGUCGAAACAGAAAGAGAAAGAAAAAUCAUCUUCAUUGAUUAGCAGUUAGCGUAUCUUCGGUGCUGAUGUUGUUAAAGUAAGAAACGCAUGUCCUCGAACAUGCGCAGCAUCCUUCGUGUGGGCGGGGUGCGGAAACCGCGGAAGCGCCGCCCGCCUCAUGCUCACCGAGGGUCCGAGACGCCGAAAAAUGGGAAUUUUGACGGAGCUUCUGCUGUCGAUUUUUACGACAACCAUUCUAUGUCUUCGGAUCUUUCUGAGCAUGACGACGAACGAGACGAGGUAGCUACUGAGCAUUUUGGGGGUCCUUGGGGGACGACCAUCGAUGACGGGGACGAGGCUGGUUCCAUUCUAUAUGCACUAGAAAACGAUCCCGAGGAUACGCCUACAGCAAGAACGCGCGAUGUUUUUCCGUGCUCUAGGCCGUGCAGAUCUGCUGCUAGACCGCCGUGCUGUGGACGCCAGCGGCGCGGUAGAAGAAAGCGGACGCGAGUGCAAGACAAUGCCUUUUCCCGUGACAGCUCUGGAAAAAAAUAUGGAAUGAAUGCAGGGAUGGAAAACAGGCCACGAUCGCGGCGUGCAGAGCCAUCACCAUCUCCAUACCAGCCAGAGGACGUGUACGGGGUUGAUUCUCCCGAGGCGGACUUUGACGAAAGCGGUUUACGGGUAUUGGCGCAACAUGAACGAGAACGGUCAAGGUCGCGCAUCGGCAAUUCUACUCAGGCACCAAGGCGAACAAGGCGAACUACGACCAGAUUUCUAGCAGACAAGAGGAUAGCCACCUCUUGCAGCGAGGAUGGGUCUAACGGAAGGACAGAGGGAUCAUGGCUGGAGCAGGAGGUGAGGAGGACCGAGGACUCGUUCAGCUUUCGAAGACGUGCGCUCGGCAGACAAGUGGUACCUCAACGUUUGGCAACGUUAUGCUACACAUGGAAAUGGCGGAACAGAAUACGCGAAUCUAUUCUUCUGUGGAAGCAGGAGCACCCAGAUAGAAUAGAAAAGCCUGGUGGGGAUGGCGAAACACGAUGGGGGGAAGACCGGUGUAGCGUGAACGACAGAGCCAAUACAACGGGGACCUUUGGUUGUUGUUCAAUACCGAAACCCUCAAGCUCAACAUCGUCUUCGUCUUCCGCCAUGAAGCACAAGAACAAAAGUAUGGCUCUGAUUUUUUUGAUGCACCUUUUCGUACUUGUGAAUGUGUGUUUCCCCUCCACCGAGGCCGCAUACUUCCAUGUGGACCCCGAGAAAACGUGGGUUCGACCGCUGAUGUUGCCGUGGGAACCACUACGAGGAACGAAAGACAGCAUUCUCGUCACUUGGACCACCGGUUGGAACCCGCAUUGUACGAUCUUGCGAUCCGUUUUGCAGCAGAGGUAUCCCAAUGCGAUCGGCUCAAUGAACAUCGACCUCCGAAAUCGUGGACAGGAAAGUAGCACAUGGUACUCAUUGUCAUUUAUAAUCAGAGGAAGAUGCCAUGAUCUUGUUGAUCAGUAAAAUGUAUUUAACUGCAGCCGCUGAAAUAACCGCAAUUAUGGAGUAGAUGGAAGCCUCUGGUCACAAAUAGGAAAGCAAAAGCCUGACCAUCGUCGUUCUACAUCAGGACCAACAGGAAAAUCCGGGAAAACGCUGACAAUCCAGCAACAAGCUAGCUAAGCGGGUCGAAUUCGUCAGGGAAAUCUUAGGCAGAUUGCCGAGUAGAUUCCCAUCAUCAUGGACUAGAAGAUGACGCGCAGGCUACUUAGAAGAUGGGCCGUCGUCAGAUUCAACUCCUGUGCUCUAGCUGUCCCGCACUCACACGAUUCACAACUACGUUUACAACAGGUACAACGAUACGAUAAACACUGUGGGUUUUUCUCCCUGGACUGCUGUGUAUGAAGGGCCUGGAAAGGCGUUUGAGUCUACUGGACUGCUACCUGGACACCCCUACGAAUACCGUGUCAAGACGAUUGGUUACAACAUAAAACUGAAGCAGGAAACGGAGAGUCCGUGGUCAGUUCCUCAGAUGUUAAGACUGGUGAGAUCGUGAUCAAGAUACUUUCCUACAAGUGGCGUGGAGGUGCAGCAGGGAGGUGGGUAUAUUAAUUGUUCGAUGAAGACUCCACGUUGACGUGCUUAGGCAGCUAGUACAACAAACCCACAAGUAGUACUAGUACUUGCUUCUGUCGUCUAACUCCGGUGCAUACGAACUACGACCCUAUACGAGAGAGGUUUGGGGUAUUUCUGCAGGGUGCAACAGUCCACAACAUGGAUGACACAAUUAUCGAAGUCGAUAGUGUGCAACUCUACCGACGCCGCGAUGAAAAGGGCCUAGUACUUGCGGUCUUCUCGAGACUCAAUAUGCAACUCAUAUGGUAUUUUUUUUUCGUUUUUUUGGCAUUUGAAGAUUAUAGAGAAUGAACGACGCUUAUAGAAGAGAACGGAGGCAGCAGCUCCUGUAACUACUAGAACUUUCAUCGCUUGCCGAAGUAGCGAGUACUUCGUCUUUUACAUAUACUUAAUGAGUUUGGUUUCCGUACUAGUACUUAAAAUUUAUUUCUUGAUGACCCUCGUCAACAAGGUUGAAAACUUACAACACGUUUAACCAUCCUGGUGACUCGAACGCGAUGGCGAGCGACAUUCGUAAACUGGACCAAAGCCACUUCGUAGCUGUAGUUUCUACAGAUGCCUGGGAAUGGAAUGUGACACCUGGUUUAAUUCGCGCCAUGGAGUUCUGCGGUGCCUUCCAUUUCGCUACGUGGGUCAAAAAUUUUGGCGGAACACACACCAAAAUGCCGACGCAGACUGGGUACUUAAAUCUCAGUGAAGAUACUACAGACUGGUACAGGGAUCAACAUGUGCAUUAAAUGUGGGCAAGUAUCAUGUUAUGAAUGUUUAUUUAGCUGCACUGUAGUUGUAGUAUGUACCUCCUUUUACCUAGAAGUUAUACAAGAAUCGCAACUUCAAACUGCUCGCUAUAACCAUAAACACGAGCAUCACAGGUUUGACGUAGAUCAAACGAGCACACAAGGGGGUUUCGGACAUCCGUACUCAUUUUGGGGUAUUCCCGGAAUCGGUACUGGCAACGGCUGGGAAGGCGUGGCUUGGCCGAGCAGCCAUUACUUAAUGCAGAAACUUGCACCAAAUGCUGUUUAUGACUUUGUUUUUUCUAGCUAUUGAUUCUGAUGAAUGUAUCUCCACCAAGUCCAGGGUAAGUUUCUGGACUCCUACUAGCCGCAGAUGAGGACUCAAGCUAAUGCUAAUCUGAAAGCGUGCACACGGGUGCGGGUUCUGGUGUGUCAAGCGUUUUCUCAUUGAAAAGUUCGUUCAGAUCUCGUCACUACAGCUCUCUACCUAUCUACAUGUUCCGUCUCCUUCAUACCUCGAUCCGGCUUGUCCUGUACAUGGAUUACGUGGUGCGCCACUACUAUGUCAGUCUUCCAAGCACAGACCGAGUCGUCGUUAGCUUUCAAGCGCAAGCGAUACCACCACCCCUAGAGUCACUGCACAAUCCCUACACCUUUGCUCAGCGCAACGCAUCUUGUGAAGCACCAAAUUGCCGUAUGUAUCAACCUGGCGUGAAGAGCUACAUCCAAGAAGAGCCCUUCUACAAAGUCUAUCAUGGUACUACUUGGACUAGUUGUACUUGCUUGUGUGUUGCUAUCCUUCCCUUAGUAGAGUUAGAAGGACAGCUUCUCCAUCUAGUGCAGCCGCAGCCUGCACACGACCUUUCCAUUGGACAAGUGGUAUGAUAGAUACGAUACGCGUUCAUCAAGAAACCGACACAGAGGUCGUUUCGUUGAUGUACAGCAUUCUACGAGCAUCUUCAUCGCGUUGCUAAAAUGAACAGGUGAACUGCGGUUUCACAUGGACCGGAUUCUGGAGGCGAACCGAACCGUCGAUCCUCAUUAUUACCAUUUUUUCCUCUUCACGAACAGUUCGGUUUACAAGUUCGAUCCCCGACCGUCGUUCUACCUUAAGCCUCGCGCGGUCUCUGAUUCUGAUUCAUUUCUUUUCGCUGGCUUCCGCGUCACGUAUUCACAUUGAUGUAAGCUGUGGCUGUAAGAAGAAUUGCAGCGAAGGCGAACAACGCUCAGAAAGUAGGUUUCUUUCAUGUUGCUCCUGACCCUGAGAUGAUCUCUAAUAUUCGGGUGACCGAGCUAGAACGUAUCUGGGGCGGUCCUAGUGAGCGGUAUUUCUUCAACGUUAGUGCACAGCAAUGGGAGCUCGCCUUUCCCGGCAUUAAAUACGCGGACCGAUUUUGCCCAGACCUAUUUCACAACGAUAGGUUCGACAUCAAUCCAAUCACGUGCCGCAAUACCUCUCGCGCGGGAAUGACAAGAUGCUGCGACUACCUGGACUUCAGAGUCGGUACUUCUUCUAACUUCGUCGAGUCCACGUCCACUCUGUGUGGUGAGCAUUGAUGACCACUUGUCGUGCGUAAGAAAAUACAACGACGUAGUCAUUUAGAUUAAUACAGUGGUCGUUCCUAGCGUUAGCGAUACAUUGAAGAUUCUACAUUUAUCAAUGACAGUGAAACUAUUUUUUUCCAAAAGAAAAUAACGCACCACUUCUAACACUAAAAGGCAACGAUCCUUCGAACGACUAUUACCUUGGGUUACGCUGCGGCGUCGGUGUUGUGCCUACGCUGUGUAACGAGACACACAAUCCUGCUGCGAUCCCGCAGGCACCUUUGAUUCCAGCUUGGGACCAUAGAAACACUUUGGAGCCAGUGCCUAAUGUUUAAGGCUUCAAGAAAUACAUCUUAGCCAGCAUCUUAGUCCUCUUUUUCAAGGGAUAAUGGGCACCAGAAUGCUCCGUGCGAUGGAUUUCUCCAAGCUCUAAAAUGUCUAUUCCAAGCUUCCGCCAACAGCAGCUGUAAUGGCAGCGAGUCUAGGACUACCCAUGCAUACCAUGGGACUGUCUGAGGCAGAGCGAUUACACGGCGGCUGGGUUCCUUCAGCAGCGACGCGGUAGAUUACCUGGUUGACUCCUGUGCUGCCAGAUAGACAUGGUUGACCUUGACUCCUGUGCUGCAAAAGUGUCCUAGUCGUGUAAGUAUCGUGACAGCCAUAAUAGAGAAUGCUUUUUCAUGUUGUUGACUAUCAUGACAAGACGUAGGAUGAAGAUCACCCGCUACAUUUUGUCGUUGAUCGAGCACAUGAUGUUGAACAUCUAGAUUUAUUACAUGAAGAUUUUACGGGCAGGUGGUUUCCCUGCCCCUACAACGUCGAACUGUAUAUUUUAUUUGGUGAGAUAAAGAACAAAAGGAGCUAACUGAGAGACCUUGAACAAUUGAAUACUACUUAAUGAACUACAACUACAAGAAAAAUUCCAGAAAGUGUAAAUCGACGAGAUCUUCUUCUACUUCCAUAUUGGCAGUUACUAAGAGUAAUUUAUUUCUGAACUACAAGACCGAUUGCGGCCGAAAAUCCAACUCAUGCCCAUGAAUCAAUCCUGAAUUCCUGCAAAGUAUUUGGACACGAGGACCUUUGUCAGUUGUAGUACAACAUGUCAAAAGGACGAUAAGUAGAGUAAGCACAUGAU